Molecule: messenger RNA, 415 nt
Organism: Mizuhopecten yessoensis (Yesso scallop)
Lineage: Eukaryota; Metazoa; Mollusca; Bivalvia; Pectinida; Pectinidae
Product: rho GTPase-activating protein 22-like
Exons: 3
Molecular function (GO): GTPase activator activity
Source: RefSeq, a predicted model, not a curated record
CUACUAGUUGCUGAAAAACAAAACAACGAGGAAAACAGAUGAUGCAGAAUGAAGUUUGACUUGGAAAACAACCACCAAUCAAAUGGAUAAUGAGAACACGACUCUGAAAACUGGAUAUCUAUUGAAAUUUGAGCCAAACAAAAGAUGGAAAAUCCGAUGGUUGGUACUUCAUGAAGAUCAACUCACUUGUCAUCAUAGACGUGACAAGGCAGUUAUAGUCACCAUAAUUUCAUUACAAGGAGCAUCAGUUAUCUGCCCCUGUCUAGAUGACCCUGUAGCUGAUGCUCAGGGAGUGUUCAAGAUUGUUCUGCCGGAGGGAGAAGAGAUAUACCUGCAGGCUGCUGGAAGGAAGGACCGUGAAGGAUGGGCUCAUGCCAUUGGGGCUGUAAUACGCUCCAUCUCUGGCUCAAAACAG